AUGGGUGCCAGCGUGUCGUGGCUAUCUGGGGUGUUGUGGUCGAAGAAGGAGAUAAGGAUAUUGAUUCUUGGUCUGGAUAAUGCUGGCAAAACCACCCUUUUAUACAGGUUGAAGAUUGGAGAGGUUGUUACAACAAUACCCACAAUAGGAUUCAACGUUGAAUCUGUCACCUACAAAAAUCUAAAUUUUAAUGUCUGGGAUCUUGGUGGCCAGACUUCGAUUCGACCUUAUUGGCGGUGUUACUACGCCAAUACAGCUGCGGUUAUUUUCGUCAUCGACUCCACCGAUAUCGACCGUCUAGGCACUGCCUCGGAAGAAUUAGCAGCGAUGUUGAACGAAGACGAGUUGAAGGACGCCGCGUUAUUAGUGUUCGCAAAUAAACAGGACCAACCAGGAGCGAAGGGAGCGGGGGAAAUAAGUGAAGCAUUGAAGCUAGGAGAGUUGAGAGACCGGAAUUGGAGCAUUGUGGCUUGUAGCGCCGUAGAUGGAAGCGGUGUGGAUGAGGGUAUGGACUGGCUUGUGCAAACCGUGCAGCAAGACUCGUAG
This is a messenger RNA of Venustampulla echinocandica, 546 nucleotides long. Its product is annotated as ADP-ribosylation factor-like protein 1. The transcript is spliced from 5 exons. Bases 1 to 546 code for a protein of 181 amino acids. NCBI's taxonomy places the organism in Eukaryota, Fungi, Ascomycota, Leotiomycetes, Helotiales, Pleuroascaceae. Gene Ontology annotation, biological process: vesicle-mediated transport; intracellular protein transport. Gene Ontology annotation, cellular component: cytoplasm; Golgi apparatus. Gene Ontology annotation, molecular function: GTP binding; GTPase activity. The record is from RefSeq and is a predicted model, not a curated record.